CUUUUACUCCCGACAUACAUCCGCAACCAUGUCGCGUAACCGUAUAUUCAAGGAAGCAGCUAUCCUAGUAAGGUCAGCAUCCCGUACUGCUCUCGCUCAGGCCCGUCCUGCCAGCACCGUACGUCUUCUUUCCCUCACGGCGGCAACCAGAACCACGCCUGUCGUCCACGGACCUCGACACCGAUUCGCACAACACAGCAUCGCUCAACGCGCCUACUCGACGUCCUUGGAUCAGAGCCUCAGUCCUCUGGCCCGCUCUGUUAUCGCCACAACGCGCGCCGUCCGCAACAUUCUCAUCUUCUCCACCUCCACCCUCACGCUCGGCUACUUUGUCUGGGCGGGCUCACACGCCUACCUCGAGCAAUACAAGUGCCCUUCACCUGAGGGUGUCUCCGCACAGGUCCGGAACUGUCUCCACGGCGCGUGGGUCCGUGAAGAGAUUUCGCCCGAUCCGGAUGUUGCGGCGAUUUAUCUUCAAAAGGCAUUGGAAUUUGCAAGGAAGGAUCUCGAGGAGUUUUACAGGAAAAAGAACCAUUCUCUCGAAUAUUCAUCCCUGGAAAUCGAGAAGGAUAAGGCCCUGGUUGAAAUUCAAAACCGGUUGGCAAGAUUCUAUGGCAGGAUCGGACGCGAUGAACAGGCAGCAACUAUCUGGACCAGGCUUUGGAAAUUGACUGAGAAGGAGGUUCCUCCAUCAUCAGACUCAGCAAAGGCAGGAUCAUCAUCGUCGUCGUCAGGACUCGGCUUGAGAUCUUUGUUCGGCGGCGCGUCUAUAGGUCGUCCAUUGAUCACGAAACAGGAUGGCGUGCCCUUCGCAAAGAGCGCGGCGAAUUGCUGGAUGCGCAUGGGCGAAUACGAUCUUGCAGAAGAAGCCCUGAGCUGGACAUUGAGCACAAUCACCACAGCCGCCAAUGCUGAUGCGACAGGAAGCACGUCCGAUUCCAUCGAAGAGGUGGGCUUGCUUUCAACAUUGGGCGCCUUGUACGUCCGUCAAAGGAAAUCCGACUAUGCCUUGUCGCUUUUUGUCAAGGCCCUACAGUUGGUUCAGCACCAUCGUGCGGUCUCAGAGCAGAGUAACACGGAGAAAGAUAUGUGGUAUUGUCGCGAGGCCAUUCUGACCAACAGCAUCGGAGAGACGCUUUACGGUGCCACCACCGCUGCAAGGUCAAAACUACCAAUGGAAACUGCGGAGCAAAAGAAACCAUCGUCCUGGAAGUUUUGGUCCUCUUCAAGCUCCUCUACGACAGGAGGAUCAGGAUCAGCUGCUGCAUUCAAGACAGCGGAGCAGACAAAGAAGGAGGAAGAGGCCCUGGGCUGGAUGCAAAAGGCAGUCGCGAUGGCCAAGGAGAAGAGUGGUCAACACCGUGAUUGUGACGAGUGCGCGGCAUUGGGUCUCAACAACCUGGGGCUGAUUAACGAGAUGGAGGGUAAAACAGACGUGGCGCUGCAGCAGUUCAGGGAAGCAGUUUUGCAUGCUACCAUGGCCAACGAUUUUGUCGGAUUGGAGGACUAUAACAAGAACACUGCACGGCUGACAGACAGGAUCGCCUCGACCUCGGAAGAGCAAGCAACUGUGCCAGCAUCAUUAUCAACCACAUCAUCACCAACAACAGCAUCAGCAUAAAUCAUACACAGCACGGCAUCUCUUGAUUCAAAUAAAAGGGAUUCAUUCUGACGUUUGAAUAAAGUAUUAUUUUAUUAGUCAAAAG
Molecule: messenger RNA, 1706 nt
Organism: Gamsiella multidivaricata
Lineage: Eukaryota; Fungi; Mortierellomycota; Mortierellomycetes; Mortierellales; Mortierellaceae
Exons: 2
Coding region: 29-1621 (530 amino acids)
Biological process (GO): protein quality control for misfolded or incompletely synthesized proteins
Cellular component (GO): i-AAA complex
Molecular function (GO): misfolded protein binding
Source: RefSeq, a predicted model, not a curated record